AUGGCGAUAAUCUUCAUGGUACGAAUUGAUGAAUAUGGAAGCCAAGAUGAUAGGGAAAGUGAUGGCAGUUUGAGUUCCCCUGCUUCUCAAGGAAAUGAAGAAUUUGGGACAAAAGAUCCGUCUGGUAUGGUGAAGGGAGCUGCUAAAGAGAUAUCAGGGGAUGCAGGUGUUAGGCAGGGACUAGGACCGAAAAGUGGAAAUGGUGUUGCGGUUGAAAGAGGAACUGAUUACGAGAAAAACAGUGUGGAAAAAUCAACCAGUUCGUCUUCUGAGCACUGCACUCACACUGUCAAAAAUGUAGCUUGUCAGAAUGCUUGUGGUAAUUCAGCUUCGGAAAUCGCUCCCGUUGUUGAUUCUGUUAAACCUGUGGUUUCACUCUCCAAAGUGAUGGUUUCUGAAAAGAGUCCUGCGGCUUCUGUCUCUAAAGUAGUAGUUUCUGAAAAGAGUGAGCAUGUUGAGACAUCAACACAAUCAAAUUUGGUUAAACGGAAGUCUGAUGUAAAUGAAGAGAAGCCAUCUCUGGCACUGGAAAAAGAUAAUGGUAAGGUGGUUACUCUUCCAAGACCUGCUGCUGAAACAAGCAAAAUGAUAGCGAGUGUCAGAGAAUCAGAAGUGCCAGUAUCCUCUGAGGAUAAGCGUCUUUUGCUGCCUGGUCCACCAGCCGUCCGGACUUCAUGGUUAAGUUGCUGCGGGUUGUUUGAUGCGAUGACAGGAUCUGACAGAUAA
Molecule: messenger RNA, 726 nt
Organism: Arabis nemorensis
Lineage: Eukaryota; Viridiplantae; Streptophyta; Magnoliopsida; Brassicales; Brassicaceae
Source: the annotation of a GenBank genome assembly